UUGUGAAGAUCGGUCUUUAAAUAUGGUUGAAUUGCAACCUCUCUCCCCUCAACAAAAGAGGUCAGAAAGAUUGCGACUCUUGGAAGAGGACGAGAGAGUCAUUUCAAGUCUACCUUUGUGUUACAAAAUGUUUAUUGCCCCCGUUUACGAUUUGCUCGAGGAGCCUGAAGUUAUUAUUGUUCCUGACCGCAGUUUGUACAAAGUUCCCUUUGCUGCCCUAAGAGAAAAGGACGGAACCAAAUACCUGUCGGAGACUCAUAGGAUUCGUGUCAUUCCUUCUUUGACGACACUCAAGAUGAUUCAAGAUAGUCCAGAGGACUAUCACAGCAACACUGGUGCCUUGAUAAUAGGCAAUCCCGAGGUUGAUCGGCUGCCGUCAUUGCCAGGUGCAAGAAAAGAAGCGGAGAUGGUCGGACGAUUAGUGGGUGUUCCGCCUCUGCUAGAAAAGGAAGCAACGAAGCAGGCGGUGCUUGAGCGGAUAAGUUCAGUGAGCCUGAUACAUAUUGCUGCCCAUGGUAACGCCGAGAGGGGAGAAAUUGCCCUCUCCCCCAUUCCUACUCCCAACAAUCGAAACGCUGUCCCUCCACAGGAAGCUUACAUGUUGACGAUGGCUGAUGUCUCACGAGUAAAAGUCAGAGCUAAACUGGUGGUACUUAGCUGCUGUCACAGUGGAAGUGGAGAGAUUAGAGCCGAGGGAGUCAUAGGAAUUGCCCGUGCGUUCUUAGGAUCUGGUGCUCGCUCGGUGUUGGUUGCGCUGUGGGCUAUUUCAGACUCAGCAACAGAGAAGCUAAUGAGUCGGUUUUACGAACACCUUGUUAAAGGAGAAAGUGCCAGUGAAUCCCUUCAUCAGGCCAUGAAGUGGAUGAGAAAAAACGGCUUGACCAAAGUGUCUGAGUGGGCUUCGUUUACGCUGAUUGGAGAUGAUGUGAGACUCAAGUUUGACAUGCAGAGGAAAGAAGACCCCGACGGAUGAAUGAUGAGAAUACCUUGAAGGAAACAGACCUCAGAGACUUUUAAAUGGAUAAACAAAUAGAAUGAUUAGAGGAAAUACUCUAUCCGUUAUUUCAUUGUGUAAUUCAAGAAUGGGCAAUCUUCAAUUAAGCAUAAUAAUUUCAGUUUUUUGCGUUCUCUUUUUUGAGCUUUUCAGAAGGAGGUAUUGUUUAUGUAUUGGAGAGAUAUUUAUCUCUUUACAAAAAUUAUCUUAUCCGGCCGAUAUAAUUAGCACGUAACAUUUUUGACGUAAGGCUCUUAUGAAGUGAAAUCAGGAAAGUUAAAACAGUAGUUUAAGCAUCCAAAACGAGCCUGUUAAGUCUUACAGGGUUUUCUCGCAAAGCCUUUUGUUUUAGGUUUCGUUAACAGAAUCCUAAAUUUCUGAUGCAAAAUCUCAACAGAAACCUUUUGUUCUGGUCAGUUCCAGUACUAUUUCUGAGUGCUUUAAAACUGAAAAAAGGAGGCUUGGAUUUCUAAAUAGGACCAUGGAAAAUGCCAUCAAGGUCGAGCAUUUUAUUACUAUAGUGUGGAAAAAUUACGACAGCAAUAUUUUGAAACUGGUUCAACAAGUCUCUUACGCAUAGUGAUGUUUGAGAUAAUGUAUGUUUGCAUGGCGAUUUAAUCGUUUUCAAGUCAGGUCAUUGUCAAAAUGUUGUUUAAGGAAUCAAAAUAUGUUUUUUGCCACACUUUACACAAUUUGUUUUUUUGCAAACUUUCUUAUUGGAAUUUGGAGUAAUUCCAAAGACGCUAAAAUAAAAGACAG
Messenger RNA from Pocillopora damicornis (cauliflower coral), 1753 nucleotides. RefSeq lists its product as uncharacterized. The record is from RefSeq and is a predicted model, not a curated record. Gene Ontology annotation, molecular function: protein binding. NCBI's taxonomy places the organism in Eukaryota, Metazoa, Cnidaria, Anthozoa, Scleractinia, Pocilloporidae.